Molecule: messenger RNA, 1941 nt
Organism: Fopius arisanus
Lineage: Eukaryota; Metazoa; Arthropoda; Insecta; Hymenoptera; Braconidae
Product: cytochrome P450 4g15
Exons: 9
Coding region: 247-1905 (552 amino acids)
Molecular function (GO): iron ion binding; monooxygenase activity; heme binding
Source: RefSeq, a predicted model, not a curated record
GAUUGAGGAAAAUUGCAUUGUGUAUCCAAACUGGGAAUCGUGAGAAGUUGAAAAAGUUUUCAAUUGCUGGCAAUUGAGGGUAACUGCGCAAUUUGUGAUCUGUUGAGGAUAGGGUCAAUCAUCAACACUGGAUAGCGAAAGUUCAACGUCAUAUAAGAGAAGAAUUAAGAGAAAGAGACGAGUUGUCUGUCGUUGUUGCUCGUUAGUGCACCGAGCUUUUCGCAGUGUUUUAAAUACAAUUAAAAAAUGGAUGCAGUACCUGUUGCUGCCUCCUCGUCCUACUUCACGACGAGUCUCUUUUACCCACUCGUCUUCAUCGUCGCUAGUCUUUGGGCAGUCCACUGGUAUAUUGAGAACUUGAGGAUUGUACGAAUGGGAAACAAAUUGCCUGGACCAAAAACUGUUCCCUUCUUCGGGAAUGCUUUACUCGCCUUCGGGGUUGCUCCAGAAGACGUGAUGGGUGAAGUGAUCAAAUACCUCCAUUACGGCAGAGUUAUCAGAGCUUUUCUCGGUACGAAGCUCAUUGUCUUUCUGAUCGACCCAAGGGACGUUGAGAUUAUCCUGGGAAGCCAUGUCCAUCUCGAUAAAUCUGCAGAGUACAGAUUCUUCAAGCCAUGGCUUGGAGAGGGUCUUCUGAUCAGCACUGGAGAGAAGUGGAGGACACACAGGAAAAUAAUCGCCCCUACCUUCCACCUCAAUGUCCUCAAAACCUUUGUUCCUCUGUUCUAUGAGAACAGUCUGGACCUAGUGAAGAGGCUGAAGUUGGAGGUUGGCAAGAAAUUCGAUAUCCACGAUUACUUGUCUGCAGUGACUGUUGAUAUCCUCCUGGAUACUGCCAUGGGCGUGCGAGGAGGAAAGAGAGAAAAGACUGGAUUCGAUUAUGCCAUGGCUGUAAUGAAGUUGUGCAAUAUUGUUCACCAGAGGCAGUACAACUUCAUGCUUCGUAUGGACCCAGUCUUCAAGUGGUCAAAGUACGCGACAAAGCAGGAGCAACUCCUGAGCAUUAUUCAUGGAUUGACCAGAGGUAUUAUGGACAAAAGGAAAAAGGAUUACGAGGAAAAGGGAGAGGACGCUUACCCUGAGGAGCUCAGGCAGGGCAAGUCCAUUGAUUCGAAGACAACGGAGAUCAUUAAAUCCUCGAACAUGAAAUACGUAAGAGACGAUCUCGACGAAAUUGAUGAGAACGAUGUGGGGGAGAAGAGACGAUUAGCCUUUUUGGAUCUGAUGCUGGAGCUUUCACGGAAUGGAGCGAACAUGACUGAAGACGAGGUUCGAGAGGAGGUUGACACUAUCAUGUUCGAGGGUCAUGACACUACAGCUGCUGGCUCCAGUUUCACUCUCUGUGUAUUGGGGAUCCAUCAAGACAUUCAGGAACGAGUCAUGGAGGAGCUGGACAGUAUAUUUAAAGGAUCAGAUCGCCCCUGCACCUUCCAAGAUACACUGGAGAUGAAAUACCUAGAACGUGUCAUCAUGGAAUCAUUGAGGAUGUUUCCUCCUGUGCCAGCUAUCGCCAGGCAUCUCAACGAGGAUGUCAAGCUUGCAUCUGGUGAUUAUGUACUACCUCGAGGCACUACAGUGAUUAUCGCACAGUAUCAAAUACAUCGUCUUGAGGAGUACUAUCCAAAUCCAGAGGUCUUCGAUCCCGAUAGAUUUUUGCCCGAAAAUACACAGAGCAGGCACUAUUAUGCUUACGUUCCUUUCAGUGCUGGACCAAGAUCUUGCGUGGGUCGGAAAUAUGCAAUGUUGAAGCUGAAAGUGCUCAUCUCCACCAUCUUGAGAAACUAUAAGAUUCUCUCCGAUCUGACUGAAGCGGAUUUCCGGCUACAAUUGGACAUAAUCCUGAAGCGUACAGAUGGCUUCCCAAUCUGGAUCGAGCCGCGAACGAAAACCACGAAUGUUAUGUGAAUGAUUAUGAUUGAAAAUAAUAAAUGUUUAAAAUUA